This is a messenger RNA of Arabidopsis lyrata subsp. lyrata, 330 nucleotides long. RefSeq lists its product as uncharacterized. The transcript has a single exon. The coding region runs from base 96 to 206 and encodes 36 amino acids. The record is from RefSeq and is a predicted model, not a curated record. NCBI's taxonomy places the organism in Eukaryota, Viridiplantae, Streptophyta, Magnoliopsida, Brassicales, Brassicaceae.
CCAAAAAAUAAUUUCCACAUAGGUCUUCUCAACACAGUCGAAAGCUGCCGAAGUCUAAUUCGAAGAAAGAGUUUUGUUUUUUUUUUUUUUUUAUCAUGGCGAGGAUGAUCGGACCAGUCGAAACUGUACCGGCAAUUCUUGUUUAUCCGGUGAGGGUUUCAGCUUCGCCAUCGCUGGGGACAAUUUAUGAGGAAGACGAUGAGUAAAAUUUCAACCAAGACAAGAUCAAAACUCGAGAGUUCAAAAUUUUGUUUUAAAAAAGAAAAUCCAUUUUAGUAAAACUUUCUUUCGAGUUACAUAUUGUUAGUGCUUUCCAUUUCUUGGAUGUUA